Molecule: messenger RNA, 1338 nt
Organism: Dentiscutata heterogama
Lineage: Eukaryota; Fungi; Glomeromycota; Glomeromycetes; Diversisporales; Gigasporaceae
Source: the annotation of a GenBank genome assembly
AUGGAACAAACUAUUUCAAAUAACAAUAUUGAUAGACCGUUUCCAACUCUUCCAAAUGAAAUAACUUUAUUGAUCUUGUCAUAUCUAAAUCAACAAACGAGAAUCAAGAUCCUUAGAGUUUCAAAAGCUUUUCGUAACAUAAUUUACUCUUCGAUUCUUUGGCAUGAGGCUAUCAUUUAUAACUCGAGAGGUUUUGGAAAUGAAGCUUUGGAAAUAUUAAAAAAGGUGCACUCAUUAAGUGCAAGAGCGAGUGGUCUUGACGACGAAUUUGUUAGAAAGUUAGCUAUGGGCCCCCCUGGUCAAUCGUUAAGAGUAUUAGAUUUAUCAGUUAACGAUAUAACUGAUAAAACCGUAUUUUAUAUAGGCAAUAAUUGUCCAAAUCUUCAAAAAUUAUUUUUAGAAGGCUGUGACGAAAUAACAAAUAUCAAACCUUUAAUUAAACUUUCCUCUCAUUUAAACACUUUAAUCCUUUCUUAUUGUAGUGAAUUAUUAGAUUUUACAAUUGCUGAUCUAAUUUCUUCUGUUUUUGGUGAGAAUCUUUCUAAGCUGGAUUUAGAUGGAUGUCAUAGAUUAACUGAUGUUAGUAUAUAUAGAAUAUCUUGCUAUUUGAAAAAUUUGGAAUAUCUGGCAAUCGAUGGUCAAGGAAUUAAUGAUGAUCCUAUAAUUAAUGUGUUUAGAAAUUGUAGAAAAUUGAUUUUAUUUUCAAUGUCUUUUUGCGAUUCUUUAACUGACAAUUGUUUAUAUAAUAUUGUAUUAAAUAUAAACCCUUGUUUAAAAUUUUUGAGGUUAAGAAAAGGUUUGGGCUUUACCGAUGAAGGUUUUCACUAUUUUUUUAAAGGUCUAUCUCUCAAAAAUCAUUCUUUCUACUAUUUAGAUCUUUCUGAAUGUUCUUAUUUGAGUGAUAUGGCUCUUCAACAAAUGUCUCAUGAUAAUAUUUGUUGGUUGAAUUUGGAUUGGUGUUGGAAUGUGAAGGAAAGUAGCAUUCUCACCAUACUUACUUCUUGCCCAAAUAUUCAAGAAUUAAUGGUUACCGGAUGUAAUGACAUAACUUGUGAAUCGAUAAUCGGUAAAAAAUUUCUGAACUUGAAGGUCUUAAAUCUUUUGAGCUGCAGAGCAGUUGAACCUAUCACACUCCAAGCGAUCAGUGAACUUAAUAAAAAUGCCUACAUAAUUGAUUAUUACGGCGAAGUUUAUAAAAAUGGAAAGAAAAUUGGUUUUCAUGAAGAAAUAUAUAUUGAUGGCGAAGAUGUUGAAUGGAUGGUUGGAGGUAGAGAACGAAGAUGUGGUUUAUUGCAUGUUGGACAUUUUUUAAGAUUUUUUAAAGGUUAUUCCAUUUAA